Molecule: messenger RNA, 984 nt
Organism: Phytophthora nicotianae INRA-310
Lineage: Eukaryota; Oomycota; Peronosporomycetes; Peronosporales; Peronosporaceae
Exons: 1
Coding region: 1-984 (327 amino acids)
Biological process (GO): mRNA splicing, via spliceosome
Cellular component (GO): spliceosomal complex
Source: RefSeq, a predicted model, not a curated record
AUGAAGCUUGGCGGGUUCGCACUCAAGAAGGGUAAGAAGAAGAAGGCGCUGGGGGCAUCCGCAGGAUUCUCAGCUUCCGCUCCCAUCGCUCCUACUGCACUCGAGAAGGUAUAUGUCACCGACUUCGACCCACAUGCGCCGGUGCCGCUCACAGAGGAUGGCAAGAAGCCUUUGGUCAUUCCCUUAUUGGAGACCAACGCCUGGAACGGGGCCGCAAAGGAGCCGAAUGACGACAAAAUAGGCGCAUCCAUCGAUAAAAUGGAGGGUACAGAGGACGAACAAGCGGCGGCACAGAUCCUCGCCGAGACGCAGGCAGCUAAAACGACCCACAGCAGCGAUAAAGACCUGGUGAUCCCUGUCGAGAAGCAGAAUAAGCGCGCCGAGCUGUUCCAGGACGGCGACAAGAGACCCAAAAAUGGUCAGAAGAUGCCCAUUUUACAGCAAAAUGUGGUCCCGGGUCUUGAUGGGCUGCAGGACGUCGCGGACAAGUAUCGUCACGACGUGGCGCUGCGUCCUGAGGCCCCAGACGUGCAUAGUGACGUGUACGAGUCUGUUCCUGUUGAGGCAUUCGGGGCGGCGCUGCUGAGAGGGAUGGGCUGGACAGGAGACGUGGAUCCAGACGACAUGGGCGUCGCCCCACAGCCGAGACACAAACUGUUGGGUCUGGGAGCAACCAAGAGACCGUCACUUCCCGGGGAGGACAAGAAGAAGAGGAAGAAAAGAAAAAAAGAACCCAAGGACGAGGACAGACGCUCCGGACUCAAUUCAGACAAACCUCGUAGAGAAGACAGGGAGAGGAGAUCCAGCAGGUCAGCAGAUAGAGACCGUCGACGUCGCAGUCGCAGUCGCAGCCAGGACCGCCGGAAACGGAGUCGGAGUCGAAGCCAUGACCGUGACCGGCGUCGAGACAGAGACCGGGAUCGAGAGGACCGUCGGGAUAGAAGUCGAGACCAUGACCGCGAUAGACGCAGUCGCAGGCGCUAA